AUUUACACUUAACAGCAUCAAUUGAUCAUUUGAACAUUGAACUUGUUGCUCUCCAGUCAAUCAACUGGGUAUUGUAUUUCCCGCCAUUUUAAGCUAGGAUCGGCCUCUUCUUAUCCUACUAUACCUAAUACCUACCUAGUUAGUAGGCAGGUAAGUAGGCAGGUAAGUAGGCAGGUAUAUAGGCACUCUUAUAGUUUCGCCCCUGACUGACGAUGGAGGGAUUUCCAAUUGUUGCUAGGUACCUAUGUAGUGUGACGCCGGGUUGCUUUUACAUCAAUCCAAAUAGGAUAUUGAUCUCCUGUUUCUAUUAGCUGAAAUCAGCUGAAAUAUCAAUUAGGUACAAUACCUAACAUGGCUACGAUGUGCCUAACGGCGUUUUUGAAGAGCCCAGUCAUCAAUCAAUAACAAAAUGUUACACUGCCUCGAGGAUCGGCAGGACCUCUACAGGUGCCAAGUCAUUCUUUCGUUGUGUCAGCCACACGCAGCCUGCUUUAUCCUCACUGCCUUCGCUACCUCAAUAGGGAUAUAUAUUUAGUUUUCUCAGCCAGUUACCUCCUACUCUAAGAAUCAAACUAUUGACGAAAGACCUAUGUAAUAGGCUUAUGGAAAAGGAAUGGGAGAUCCCCUAGGAGCAGCCGGCUCUAUCAUUGGCAUUGCCGCGUUCGGCCUGAAAUGCGUGACCACCCUUCAGACGUACGUUGAAGCCGUAGUCGAUGCGCGGAAGAGUUUGCGGGACAUUGCUUUUGAUGUCAGCGUCACGGCAUCGGCUUUAAAUCAGCUUCACCAGUUCAUCGAGUUGGACAAAAAUGGCAAAGCAGUCGCUAAUGAUUCAGGGGUACAAGAGGUGGCUCGUCUGGCAUCGAAAUGCAAGCAGGUCUACACUGCAGUCAUGAAACUCAUUUCCAAGGCCGUCGGUGCGCCGAGGGAUGACAACGGCGAGAUAUCAAUCGACGCGUUGGAUUCAAUAGACUUAAACGAGUCUAAUGUCAAACGUCUAGUGCAGAGGCUUAAAUGGCCUUUCAAGCAGCAUCGCAUUAAGAAGCACCAGGAAGAGCUACGAUGGCUGAAAAUCAGUCUUCUAUUCCAUCUACGGCUCAUGGAACUUGCGAAAACGAAGAUAAUGGCUCCGACCAGAUCCUUGAGCGCUCGGGAGAAGGAAAUGGCCCUGCAAGCCACUCUAGAGAAGCUAUCUGCUAGCAAGCACUUGUAUGCUAAGAGGAUCGCUUCCGGGAGGAGGAGAUACAAGGGGAAAGUAAGAGCAAAGAGGGGCUUCGCUAAGACGAGGCCCUCUUCUUUAUCCAGAGAGACAAUUGAUAAAGGAAAGAGAUUACUUUCCACAUCCCCUCUUAAUAACAACACUCGAGAAUUAUCACCUUCAUCUAUAAGUGGUGAUGACAAUUUUCGAACACAAAAUAUUCUGCCGUCCAAAGAACUACUCACGGAACCAGUACCGGACACCCCUUGGACGACUGAAGACAACAAGGAGCCAGGAAACAAUAUUGGUCCCUUGAGCCCAAGCAGUCCCAUCCCUAAGUCUCAAUGCGUCGCUGAUAGAACCCCUGAACCUAUACGGACCCAAGAUAAUACGCACAUUCCGACCACAAUAACGGCCAAUAACCAAUUAGGAGCUCAACAUAGCUCUCCCGCCACUGCUAACGAAGAUAAAGAGAAAGAAUAUUUAAAUAACCAUGGAAAUCAAGAUGUCGAAGCGUACAUUGUCGAGGUGGACAACCCCGAUCUUAAGUCCAACUCCAUCCGUAAGCUCCCUUUCGAUCGUCAAGAAAUAAGUGAUGAGUUUAAACGAAUUAUGGAAUCGCAAAGAGGAGAUGUAGUAACGCGGUACAUGUCCCUAACCUCCAUACAACGGGAAAAUAUCCAGCGAGUUCUGCUUGAAGCAGAAAAGACGGGUUCUCACGAGAAGAUAUGCAAGGCGAUAAAUUUUACGCAGUCAGAAGACUCUUGCAUGAUCGUGUUCCUCUCCCCACGUGCGCCUGCUCAACCCGUCCAUCUCAACUAUAAGUCGCGGUCUUUCCACUUUGCGUUUGAGCUGUGUCGGACUUGGGAGGAUAUGGUCUCCCUCAUUAAACCCAUCUUAACCGACAUUCGUAAUCCGGACACCUUUUUGAGGGCUGGACAAUAUGAACUCAAAGACCCAAAUGACCGAAUCAUCCUCCCAUCAACGUGGAGCUCGACCGUGCAGCCCGGCCUAACCAUCUUUCUAGUCCCGCACCCGGCAGUGUCCCAAUACUCAUCUUCACUGCAGAACGACGACGAACCUAAUGAAUCCAACCAAUCUAAUGAAUCCUGUGAAUCUGACGAAUCUUCUACGUUCACUGAUGAUUAUUUGGGCUGUACUAUACGGUGGCGCCGCCCUUCACAACUAUGGAAGAGGUCAUGGCUUCGCCGAGCUACUUACGGAGUCCUAUCUAUUAUCCCAUUCAUGAGGCGAGACUCUAGAGGACAACCCUCUAUGUUUGAAGGUGAACGGGUCCAUGAGCAGCUGGAAAUUCGUGCUGUUUCUUGUGCUCCAGGGCCUGGAGAGGUCGAUCCAGAUGAAGAGGAUGAGGAAAAUGAUUCCGAUAUCAUUGAUUUCGAAGAAGAAGCAGAGACGGGUCGGUUUGUGUUGGGUGAGGCCUUGGAGAAAUGGACUAACGCUCGUGAUGCUCCCCUAGACGGAGAAUAAGAAGGCGAUGAAAGACGACCUUUGUGUGAUAAGCCAUAGCCAAAAGCCUAGACAAUUAUGAUUCCCUUAAUCUAGAAUUCACUUAUACAAGAUGAAUGAUAUUUAGGAGACAUAU
This is a messenger RNA of Annulohypoxylon truncatum, 2798 nucleotides long. RefSeq lists its product as uncharacterized. The transcript has 3 exons. The record is from RefSeq and is a predicted model, not a curated record. Gene Ontology annotation, biological process: regulation of DNA-templated transcription. NCBI's taxonomy places the organism in Eukaryota, Fungi, Ascomycota, Sordariomycetes, Xylariales, Hypoxylaceae. The coding region runs from base 614 to 2683 and encodes 689 amino acids.